Molecule: messenger RNA, 6053 nt
Organism: Pygocentrus nattereri (red-bellied piranha)
Lineage: Eukaryota; Metazoa; Chordata; Actinopteri; Characiformes; Serrasalmidae
Gene: gfpt1
Product: glutamine--fructose-6-phosphate transaminase 1
Exons: 19
Coding region: 42-2090 (682 amino acids)
Biological process (GO): fructose 6-phosphate metabolic process; carbohydrate derivative biosynthetic process; protein N-linked glycosylation
Molecular function (GO): L-glutamine:D-fructose-6-phosphate transaminase (isomerizing) activity; carbohydrate derivative binding
Source: RefSeq, a predicted model, not a curated record
AACUCCACUCAGCAGUAGUUGUCGGAGACCGUGCCGGAGACAUGUGUGGAAUCUUUGCAUAUCUGAACUAUCACGUGCCUCGCUCUCGCCGAGAGAUCCUUGAGAUCCUCCUCAAAGGCCUGCAACGGCUGGAGUACCGCGGUUAUGACUCUGCAGGAGUGGGUAUUGAUGGAGGGAACAAUAAGGACUGGGAGAGCAAUGCCAAGAGCAUCCACCUGAUUAAACAGAGAGGCAAAGUCAAAGUCCUGGAUGAGGAGAUCAACAAGCAACAGGACAUUGAUCUUGAUGUAGAGUUCGACGUGCACCUCGGCAUUGCACACACUCGCUGGGCCACACACGGCGUCCCCAGUCCUGUCAACAGCCACCCACAGAGAUCUGACAAACACAACGAAUUCAUCGUCAUUCAUAAUGGAAUCAUCACCAACUACAAAGACCUGAGGAAGUUCUUGGAGAGUAAAGGUUAUGAGUUUGAGUCAGAGACCGACACAGAGACCAUCGCUAAACUGGUGAAGUACAUGUACGACAAUCGUGAGAACAAUGACAUCAGCUUCGCCACUCUGGUGGAGCAGGUCACCCAGCAGCUGGAAGGAGCUUUCGCACUGGUCUUCAAGAGCAUUCACUUCCCAGGAGAGGCUGUGGGAACAAGGAGAGGAAGUCCGAUGCUGAUUGGUGUGAAAAGUGACCACAAGCUCUCAACAGAUCACAUUCCUGUCCUGUACCGCUCCUCUGGUAAGGAUAAGAAGAGCUGCACCACUCUUCCCAGGAUGGACCAGGACACCUGUCUGUUUCCUGUGGAUGAGAAAGCUGUGGAGUACUACUUUGCAUCUGAUGCCAGUGCUGUGAUUGAACACACCAACCGAGUCAUCUUCCUGGAAGACGAUGACAUCGCUGCGGUAACAGAAGGCCGUCUGUCAAUCCACCGGAUCAAACGGACAGCAGGAGACCAUCCGGCCCGUGCCAUCCAGACCCUGCAGAUGGAGCUGCAGCAGAUUAUGAAAGGUAACUUUAGUUCCUUCAUGCAAAAGGAAAUCUUCGAGCAGCCUGAGUCUGUGGUCAACACCAUGAGAGGCAGAGUCAACUUUGACGACAACACUGUGACGUUGGGAGGCCUGAAAGAUCACAUUAAGGAGAUCCAGAGGUGUCGGAGACUCAUCCUCAUUGCUUGUGGGACCAGCUACCAUGCAGGAGUAGCAACUCGUCAGGUCUUGGAGGAGCUGACGGAGCUGCCCGUCAUGGUGGAACUGGCCAGCGACUUCCUGGAUCGUAACACGCCUGUCUUCCGGGAUGAUGUGUGUUUCUUCAUCAGCCAGUCAGGUGAGACGGCAGACAGUCUGCUGGCUCUGCGCUACUGCAAGGAGCAAGGCGCGCUGACUGUCGGAAUCACCAACACUGUGGGCAGCUCCAUCUCUCGUGAGACCGACUGCGGUGUCCACAUCAACGCCGGCCCUGAGAUUGGAGUGGCGAGCACUAAGGCCUACAGCAGCCAGUUUGUGGCCCUCAUCAUGUUUGCUCUGCUGAUGUGUGACGACAGAAUCUCCAUGCAGCCAAGGAGACGGGAGAUCAUUCAGGGCCUCAGAGUACUUCCAGAUCUGAUAAAGGAGGUGUUGAGUCUGGAUGAGGAGAUCCAGAAGCUGGCCGCUGAGCUCUAUCAGCAGAAAAGCGUCCUCAUCAUGGGCCGAGGCUACCACUAUGCCACCUGCCUAGAGGGUGCACUGAAAAUAAAGGAGAUCACGUACAUGCAUUCAGAGGGAAUCCUGGCUGGAGAACUGAAGCAUGGUCCUCUGGCUCUGAUAGACAAGCUAAUGCCUGUCAUUAUGAUCAUCAUGAGAGACCACACCUACAUCAAGUGCCAAAAUGCUCUGCAGCAGGUGGUGGCGAGACAGGGUCGUCCUAUAGUGAUCUGUGAUAAGGAUGACUAUGAGACCAUCAAAAACUCCAGCCGCACUAUUAAAGUGCCUCACUGUGUGGACUGCCUGCAGGGCAUCCUCAGCGUCAUCCCACUGCAGCUGCUGUCCUUCCACCUGGCCGUGCUGCGCGGAUACGACGUGGACUGCCCAAGAAACUUGGCCAAAUCUGUCACAGUGGAGUAGAACCUUCGAGCUUCAUCAUCCCAAGAACGUGACCUACAACAGACACAGACACACAACUAAAUACUAAAACAUAAUGAAAACAAUCAACACACUUCCUUUUCUACAGGUUUCAUCAAAGUCUUUUUACUUCAUCUCUUUCUUUCAUAUUAUGAGCCUCAACUGAACCUGUCUGUCUGUAUGUGAUGAGGAGUGGCGCUACUGAUUGUACUGUCCUGUUUGUUUUUGGUGGUAAGUUAUGGGGUGGCCAUUUUUUUUACUGUGGGCUAACUGGAUAUUUAAUAGUUUGUGCUCCUCAACUUUUCCUAAACCUCAUCACUUUGUUUAGUUUAGCUAGUCUGGUCCCCAAAUGCCAAACUUCAAAGAUCCUUGUCAUAGAUUUGUCAUAGAUAGGUUUUAUUAGCAUAAAUAGUGAUAAUGUUGAGUAAGGCUUCAGUUCACUACUUUGGCUGAAAGCCCUGAUCAGAAUUUUGUGAUUGAGCUGUGAUAGUUUUACUGAUAAUGUGACACUUUAGGAGGGGAAAAGUUAAACCCCUUUAAAAAACAAUCAGGGUCUUAGUUUGCAUUGCUUGUGUUCAUUCAAUCAGAACUUUUACUUACUGCAUAUCCUCUGCUGAUGUUCGGAUUUCCAGAGAUUAGUAUUGUAGGUGGCAGAGCUGCACAGCACAUCAUUUGUAAAACAUUAUUGUGAUACUAGCAUUUUGCAGAGGGCUUUAACCAAUCACAGCCCUAGAUGUUUUAAUAAAUGCAAAAUAUAUUGGUAAAAAAAAGCAGUGUAAACUUUAGCCAGAUUAUAUUAUUGAUGCACCAAUAUGCAUUUUAAUGUGUUGUGAUGCACAUCAUGAUCGCGAUAUAACAAUAAAAUCGCAAAACUGGUAUUUAACCUAUAUCAUUUGCAUAUAGUCAUAUGCAAAAGUUUGGACGCCCCUGGUCAAGUGAGCACAUCUACAGAGAACACACUUCUGCACAUUUUAAUGCACAGUUACUGUUUAGUUGCUAUAUAAUCCAUAAAAUAUGGCCUGUGUAAAAGUCACAUAUUUUUGAUGUUUUAUUUAUUCCGAUAUGUUAAACACAAAAAUACAUAUUAACUGCGCACUAAAAUUUGCUGAAAAAGCCAUAUUUCAGUUCUCUCUAGAGGAUGUUUUGACACAUUUUCACUUCAGUUCACUUCAUAUUUUCACGUUACCAAAACGCACAGCUGGGGGUGUUUAGAGUUUUGCAUGCGACAGUAGUAGCUAGAAAUGCUGUUACAGUCAUUGGGAUGGAUUAUCUCAGUACAUCUUGUCUAGUGGUUUAUCUUAAUGCAUUCCAAGACAGAAGUCUAGUUUUCUGGUUAGUUAUCUGUCCGUACGUUUUUGCUAUUGAUGAAGAAGUUGUGUCUUCCGCAGCUCUUAAUGAGAGUCUGUUAGGUGGCAGAGGUCGGAAGACUUUAUGGUCAGUGACUUUGAAUGGAGUCAGAACAAGUCAAUGUCUUCUGUUCAUAAUGAAGAUCAUAAUGAAUGCAUCAUUCUUUUGACGGUGAUGCCCAGUCUAACGUAGAUUAGAUGUUGCAAAUAUGAUGCACUUUUGCCAAAUUGGAGAUGUGGUCACACUGGCAUGCUGGUGAUAAUGUGAUGAUGACUUGAAAGAGAAGUCAAGCACUGCUCAGUUAAGAGUGGUGUUCCUAGUUACUGAAAGCAGGGAAUCCAGAUCUUACUCUUUUACCGUGUUGCAGUGUGUAGUGGUUUUCUUUGGUGCCUAAUCACUUCAUUUGGAAGAACUUUAUAGCUGAACAGUGAAAUCAAGUUCAUUGUCAUGACCACACGGAUAUUCUGCUACCUGUAGUUACUUGAAUAGUUUCCCCAGCAUAGUUACUUGUCAUUGUUACAGUCUUUACCGAUCUUGAGAUUAAAUGCAAUUUGGGGUGAAUUAUGAAGCUGAAUUAAUUGAUUUGCCAACUUUAAGAUGAAGCCAUUCAUUUCAGCACUGCAGUACCUUAAAGGAAAAGUCCAGUGUUUUUUCAACCUGAUCUCUGUGUACAGCACCUGUAGCGUUUGGUCAGUUACCACGAACAAUAAGUUUGACUUGUUUGAUAUUCCUGAAGACCCUUUAAACUUAUAAGAGGAGUCAAUGGACUAAUGCUGAAUUCCAUUAAUUCACCCAAAACCUUCAAAGAUGUUUGUAAAUAAAGCUGUAAAAUUAAAUCUGUCAAAGGUGGUCGAGUGUUUUAGCCAUUUGCGCAGGAACCUUCCAUAAUUUUGGAAGUAGAAGGAUAUAGUUCAAAGGAAAUUUACAAGUAUAGCAAGAAUUUUGGCCGUAGGACGUUGGCAUUGCUGCUACUGACUGCUGAUUGGUUGGCAAAGCUGAUCAGCUCAUUGACUGAAACGGUUCAAUACUUAAUUACGCCGUGAAUGUACAUAAGACACUGCUAGAGGGUCCUAUAACUGGCUCAGAAAUAUGACAUUUGAUUACUGUAUGCUCUUCAAAGAAGUUCAAAAGAUGAAUUUUUCGGUGUAAAAAUUAAGCGUUUUACAAACUUCCUCUGCACAAAAGCUCAUCAGGAACACAUUCAAUUUGGACUCUCUCAGGAGCGCCCUCUAGUGUCAGACAGCCUUGGGAGAGUACUGAGUAGUAAAUCUCCUCACUUCACGUUCUCUGCUCCUGCCUAAUCACAUAUGGAUAAAAACAUGUGGAAGCUGAAAGUAACCGGAACUACUUACACCAUUGAUCCAGGGUUUGAGUGUUUGGUAAAACUUCAUAAGCACAGCUUUAAGACCUGAGUGUGGAAGUACAGGGGAAUAUGGUGGAAUUACUGUUUGUGGUAUACAUGACGCAAUACAGGUCCAGAAGGUAAAGAUUAGUUCCUUACCAACGUUUGUUCACAGAUACAGAAAUUGAGCUUUAUAGUCCACCCCUUGGGUAGUGUUUGCAGAUUGUUUUUGUUUGUUUUUUUUGUGUGUUUUUUUCAUUGACGAUGUUAUGAAGAAUCUCAAGUUUACAGUGUGGUUGCCAACAGAAGUAGGAACAACCAAAAACAUGAAGUAUGUUUUUUUUUUUUGUUUGUUUGUUUUUUUGGUUUUGAAAUACACAGAGCCACCCCAUACCAUACCACCUACCUCCUGUUUGAUUACCAUGGGACCAUUUGCUUUAUAUUUGUGCUUGUUUUUCUAUUGUGUUCUAAUGUUACUGGGUACAGAAGGGUUAUUGUAUUUUUUACUGUAAUCAAAUUUGUUUAUAAUCUCAAUAUUCGACUGUCACACCUGCCUCUGUUUCAUUAUCGCCCCUUUUGUGUUGUUCAGUCUUGAUUAUAUAGAAAAGUACAUCUUACUUGAAUAUUUUGUUUAGAAGGAUCAGACAGGUUGAAGCCAAAAGCAUCUACUCAUAUGUAACCAAAGGUGUGCUUCCCUUGGGGUUGCUUAAAAGUGGUAGAUUUGGGGAGGUCAAGGGGGCAAUAAUUUUUUGGACUUUUUAUUUGCUGUGUUUCAUGAGGGAGUUGAAUAUAUCCUCUCAGGCACUUCAGAAGACUCUCAACAUCCUGGCCUUUUCUCUGUGGAAUAUCAUGGCGAAUUGGCUGAGGUGCUGUUGCUGAUUUUGUUAAGCCUUUCAGGUCAAUCAGAGUACAGGAUGAAAAAAAAGGACAUUUACUAUUAAUAUAUUACCAUAUUCAUAGCCUCAUUUCGAGCAUCUGCUUCUUCACUUUAAUAUUAAGCCUUGCAAUCAGGUUCUGGACACACACUGGGGUCACAAAGCUUUCCCACUGCUAGUUCCAUUAUACAUUUUUAGGUAUGAAAGGAAGUGAAAACUCUAUGGGCCUUACAGCAGAGUGAAUAACACUUGUUAAUAAACGCUGCUUAGUUUCUUGUAAGGAGGUUUGCAGCCAUAUUCCCUAAUUAAGGUGAUGGCACUGUCUCAAUCCGCUGUGUUUUGGGAUGCGGUUGUGGGAUUUUAUUUACAACCAGAGUAGCUGCAAUAAAAUUCUGAAUAUGA